This is a messenger RNA of Cajanus cajan (pigeon pea), 765 nucleotides long. Its product is annotated as auxin-responsive protein SAUR71. The record is from RefSeq and is a predicted model, not a curated record. Gene Ontology annotation, biological process: response to auxin. NCBI's taxonomy places the organism in Eukaryota, Viridiplantae, Streptophyta, Magnoliopsida, Fabales, Fabaceae.
UUUCCCUUCUCUCUCUCACACACACUCUCUCUCUCUCACCCCUCGUACCUGCCAAGUACGCUUACCUGUACCUCCCAGUCUUCCCGCAUCAUCACCUUUCCAUUGUGUUCCUCUACACUCUCAUCCAGGCAACUAUAUAUAUACCCUCUCUCACACUCUUCUCUCAUUCCUCACCCACCCACCCACCCCCAACAACAACACCAACACAAACAAAAUCAAAAACUAAAAAAACCCCAUUUUUAUUUUCUGAUUUUCUCUCUCUAGCCACCACCACCACCAUGAAGCACUUGAUCCGCCGCCUCUCCCGCGUCGCCGACUCCUCCGCGCAGUACGCGCUCCUCCGCUCCGACUCGCGGCGGCAGCACCAGCAGCAGCGCUGCCGCCGCGCCCCCAAGAUCCGGCGCUCCUCCUCCGCCGCGGUGGUGCCGGAGGGGCACGUGCCGAUCUACGUGGGCGACGAGAUGGAACGGUUCGUGGUGUGCGCGGAGCUUCUCAACCACCCCGUGUUCGUGAAGCUUCUGAACGAGUCCGCGCAGGAGUAUGGGUACGAGCAGAAAGGGGUUCUGAGGCUACCGUGCUGCGUCCUCGUCUUCGAGCGCGUGCUCCACGCGCUCCGCCUCGGCCUCGACGCGCGUGAUGUCGCAGAGAUUGUUGGCUUCUCGUCCGAGGAGUGAAGCAAAUUCGCCAGAUCUCUGGUCUUUUGUUGUUUUGUACAUAUACAUUAGGCUCUUCGAAAAAGAUGAGGCACAGGAAAAAUGUUAGGCU